AUGGAGAAGAUGAUCAAGCAUCAAGAAUUGGCCAAUAAGAACCAUGAAGCUUCACUAAGGAAUUUGGAAAGACAAAUUGGACAACUGUCCAAGCAAACAGUGGCUGAAAGACCAACCAGUGCACUUCCAAGUGAUACCAUUUCCAACCAUAAAGAAGAAUGUAAAGCAAUUCAACUCAGAAGUGGAAGAACAUUGGAGGAUGACAAGGUCAACAGCAAGAAAGAAAUAGAAAUUGAAGAGAAAGAUCAGGGGAAGCUCAAGGAGAAUGAGGAAGAGCCACAAGCCUCAAAAAAAGGAAAACAAAUCAUGAAGGAGCAUCCACAAGAACAGAAGAAGGUGGAGAAGCCAUACAUUCCUUCCCUUCCAUAUCAUCAAAGGUUCAACAGAGAGCUUAAAGACCAACAGUUCCCCAUGUUCCUAGAAGUUUUCAAGAAGCUGGAAAUCAAUAUUCCACUUGCUGAAGCAUUGGAGCAGAUGCCUCUGUCAAGUAUCAAUCUGAUGCCCUUAUCUAUGAUGAGAAAGUUGUCCAUAGAAGAAGUGAAACCUAUAAGGAUGACCUUGCAACUUGCUGACAGAUCAAUGGUAAUCCCUACUGGAGUGGUUGAGAACCUCUUGGUCAAGGUGAAUAAGUUCGUAUUUUCAGCAGAUUUUGUGAUUUUGGAUCUAGAUGAAGAGGGAGGUGAUUCCAUCAUAUUGGGAAGACCUUUCCUAGCCACAGUAAGUAGGGGUGUUUGCGGUGCGGUUUGGUUUGGUUUUUGA
This is a messenger RNA of Arachis duranensis, 759 nucleotides long. RefSeq lists its product as uncharacterized. Lineage: Eukaryota; Viridiplantae; Streptophyta; Magnoliopsida; Fabales; Fabaceae. The record is from RefSeq and is a predicted model, not a curated record. Bases 1 to 759 code for a protein of 252 amino acids. The transcript has 2 exons.